AUGAAACUCGCACUCGCUUUAUCACAGCUCGCGUACUUCUUCACCAGCCCACGCGGAGGGCUAUUCGCAUCAACUCCCACCAGACAAAGAGGAGGAACAGCCUCCAGGUCGGCGGGCAGACGCAUCAGAAAGCAGCAUCGACGCAGACCCUUGUUGCGCAGGUCUACAGCGAUUCUCCAGGACGACAGGGUACUCUCUUCUUUGUCCAGUCUUACCAUGGAGGAUAAGAAGCGAGGGGAAGCGCCUGAACGUCACCGACCGGAUGCAGAAGAUAGUAUGGAAAUCUGCAGUGUUGAGCCCCCACCGGACAACCCUACAUGCGCAAGUCCUGUCGCAGCGGAAAUCACUUCGCUAUCCUUUUUACCUCAAAGCAUUCGAGAGCAUCAAGAACAAGCGAAAAGGAGAAAGCUACAAGACGUAGAUAUGACUGAGGAUACAGAGACGCUUCUUCCCAUGGACACUUCUUGA
Messenger RNA from Fusarium pseudograminearum CS3096, 468 nucleotides. RefSeq lists its product as uncharacterized. The coding region runs from base 1 to 468 and encodes 155 amino acids. The record is from RefSeq and is a predicted model, not a curated record. NCBI's taxonomy places the organism in Eukaryota, Fungi, Ascomycota, Sordariomycetes, Hypocreales, Nectriaceae. The transcript has a single exon.